AUGCAAGGUGAGGAUGGAGGUGGCAGCACUUACCCAGCUCUGCAGCUGGGUCUUGCUGACAAGUGGCAGCCCUUGGAGCAUCACGCAGACGUGCCCGUAGCUCAAGGCUCUCCAGCUUCCCAGAUGGACUCCAGGACUGAGGCUCUGGCAGAUGGCAUGGAUGUGCCCUCGCAGACGAAGCUUCUGGAGCCCAGCCAGGACCGGCGUCCACUGCAGCCCGGUUGGCUUGUCAGGGGGCCCCCGGGAGCAGCUCUCCCAGCUGAGGCAGGGAAGCCUUCCAUAAAGGCUGAGAAAGCGCUCAGGAAGCUGCUGCAGAGAGUGCACUGGCAAGCAGAUGAGGCUGGAGGACUCCCCACUUCUGCACCUGAUGAGCUGGAUCUUGGGGUGGAGACAGAGCCCACGGAGCAUGUGUCCACAGAGCCUUCCAUACCGCUCGAAAGGCUCAAGGAACUACUGGAGGAGCUGCAGAGAGGACGAGGUCUGGCCGACGAGAGGACGGCAGAUGCGGGCAGUGACAAGACGCCCCACAGGACAGAGUGUCCCCAACAGGUGCUGCACGACUGCAUGGUCGCCAUGGCUUCCAUCGCGGUCGCCGUGCCUGCCACCCUCCUGGUGUGCUACCUGGUGCUGAUGCGCCGCAGGAAGACACGAAAGGAAGCGAAAGCUGCGGCAGCAGCAGAGCAGGACCAGCUGAGAAGCCGCGACCAGCCCGGCAGCCCGAGCCAAAGGCAGGCACCGCAGCUGCACUCUGCGCCCGCACCGCAGCCCCCGAAUUCUCCGUCCUUCCGCAGCCCGCUCCUGCCGACCGCGCAGCCGGACGAGCAGCCUCAGAGUGCCCUCCGGCAGCCGCCGGACCCCUAUGCCGAUCGGACCCCACCAGCACGGCCGAGAUCGGCUGAGUUCCCGCCGCUCUCGCCCCCUGCCUCCCGCGACCCGACCUCCAAACCCCUUCCACCUCCUCCACGUCCCCCACGUCCCCCACCCCCUCCACCUCCCCUCCGCAGACUGUAACCGACCCUCAGGCUCCCCUUCCCGUUGUAAUAGGUAAUUGUAAUUGUUUAAUCAAGAAACAUUUUAGUAGUGUUAAGUAUGCCUAGCUGCAAACGGUAGUGUAGGUACAGCUGUUGUAAAUCAGGAAAUAUGCCUAACUGCAGAGCUCAUGCUAUAGAUGGUAAUGUGCAAAGAGUAAGCUAGCUAAUUGCUAAAAAUUCCAAGGACUAAGCUUUAGGUACAUCCUUAAUGUUGAGCUAAGAGAGAACAUGCCACAUGUGGGACUGGGGACAUUAAUCAGUCAUGUUCCAAGGACUAAGCUUUAAUUUUGAGAAGUGGGAUUCGGGACAUUAACCAGCCAAAGGAAGUCCAUAUUUGGAGACGGGUUAACCAGAGGACACCUGAGGAGGUCUGCUUACUUCAUCCUCAACGACCACCAGAAGGGAAGGAAGACCCUAACCCAAAAGAAGGAACAUGCACAGAAAGGAUGGAUUUAUGUAAUUUGCAGGGCAGAACAACGCAGACAACACAGUAUAAAUAUAGGCUGAUUGAGAGACUUGCCAGGGCAGUUGGCGGAGCGGUGACUCCCCUGUCGUCCAGCUCUGUAACUUUGCUCAUAUUCUACUUGCCUAAUUGAAUAAAUCUGUAAUCUGGACACUUGGA
Molecule: messenger RNA, 1653 nt
Organism: Pogoniulus pusillus (Red-fronted tinkerbird)
Lineage: Eukaryota; Metazoa; Chordata; Aves; Piciformes; Lybiidae
Exons: 8
Coding region: 1-1011 (336 amino acids)
Source: RefSeq, a predicted model, not a curated record